This is a messenger RNA of Gigantopelta aegis, 1400 nucleotides long. RefSeq names its product general transcription factor IIE subunit 1-like. The transcript has 6 exons. Gene Ontology annotation, biological process: transcription open complex formation at RNA polymerase II promoter; transcription initiation at RNA polymerase II promoter. NCBI's taxonomy places the organism in Eukaryota, Metazoa, Mollusca, Gastropoda, Neomphalida, Peltospiridae. The record is from RefSeq and is a predicted model, not a curated record. The coding region runs from base 135 to 1355 and encodes 406 amino acids. Gene Ontology annotation, cellular component: transcription factor TFIIE complex.
UAGAAAGAACACAAAGAGAGGCAGGUCCCGAACAUGCCGGGUGCUCCAUUUAUUUCAGAAAAGACCUCCCUAUUUACAAUAAACCAGGUUCUCCUUGAAUGUGGCCAAUAAAGAUAUACAUAUAAGUGACUGAUAUGGAUACAGAAGUUCUAACUGAAGUACCUGAAUCAUUAACACGACUCGCUCGACUCAUUGUCCGUGGGUUCUACUCCCCCGAGACUGCUAUAGUCAUAGACAUGCUGGUCCGCAAUCCGUGCAUCAAGGAAGAGGAUAUGAUAGAACUUCUCAAAUUUGAACGUAAACAGUUACGUUCGAUCAUCAAUUCACUGAAAGCUGACAAAAUUCUAAAAGCUCGCAUGCGGGUGGAAACUGAUGCAGAAGGGAAGUGCACGAGACACAACUACUAUUUCAUUAAUUACAAUGUGUUUGUGAACAUUGUCAAGUACAAAUUGGAUCACAUGAGGAGAAAGAUUGAAAUGGAGGAGAGAGACAACACGAGUCGUGCCUCGUUCAAGUGUUCUAACCCUCAGUGUCAAAAGACAUUCACGGAUCUAGAGGUCGGGCAAAUGAUUGACCCAAUGACUGGCCUGUUACGGUGUACAAUUUGUGAACAGGCAGUCGAGGAAGACGAGAGUUCGCUGCCCAGCCAGGAUGCGAGGACGUUAAUGGCAAAGUUUAAUGAACAGAUACAGCCGAUAUAUGACCUGCUUAGAAACUGUGAAGAUAUUAAACUUGCACCAGAAAUUCUUGAACCUGAACCAAUGGAUCUUUCCAAAAUUUUGCAGCCAAGAGGUCAAGGUGGUAAACUGUCGGAUCAGGAUCCCGGCAAGAUGACGUGGAGCGGGGAGGCGUCGCGUAAGACUGCGUUCGGCUACAGUGAAAACCAGUUGACCGUCACGGUUGGCGAAGACAACGGCAUCACGGCGCCAGUGAAGAAACGGGCAGCACCUGACUGGAUGACAAACAGCACAGUUGAUGGCGCCUCUAAUGAUCUGCAGAUCAUUGUUGAUGAGCCGACAUUUGAAGUGGGUGCGUCACGCGUUGAUGCCACCGAGGUGAUGAACACGUUGCUGGUUCAUGAGAAGAAGGCCACUAGAGCCUUGAUCCCGGGAGCUGGCAGUGACGAGUCGAGCAGUUCCUCGGAAGACGAGUCUUCCAUAAAACCUGCAGUUAUCUCUGGUAACAUCGAUGAGAUGGAGAGUGAGGAGGAGGAUUCUGUUCCCAUGGUGAUGAUCGGAGACAGAAAGGUGCCGUAUCCAGAGAUUACAGACGAUAUUGUAGAACAAAUGACCCCUGAUGAGAAGGAAGAGUAUAUUAGAAUAGGACAAGAGUGGUACCAGCACAUGUACGAAUGAUCUCUUGUUAAACUUUGUAAAUAAAUUUUUAUUUGUUUAAAUGCC